Molecule: messenger RNA, 6298 nt
Organism: Gadus macrocephalus (Pacific cod)
Lineage: Eukaryota; Metazoa; Chordata; Actinopteri; Gadiformes; Gadidae
Gene: gad2
Product: glutamate decarboxylase 2
Exons: 16
Coding region: 898-2655 (585 amino acids)
Biological process (GO): GABA shunt
Cellular component (GO): cytoplasm
Molecular function (GO): pyridoxal phosphate binding; glutamate decarboxylase activity
Source: RefSeq, a predicted model, not a curated record
CGACGCGGGGGGCUAGUUUGUCGUCAUGACCUGUGUGGUUGUGACGCGAAAUUGGGUUAACGCACGGAAAGGAGAUUAGACUUCAAUUAGAAAUGGUUCCGUUGGUUGGUUGAUAUUUCAAAUGUGUUCUGGAGGUUGCCAGUCUGCGUAAACCACUUUAAAACCCUCCUUGCGAUUCGAUAUCUGUCUGGGAAAUUGGAUUAAUACAGGACCGAUCAAAUAAUGAGCAACAAUAGCGACUAAAAAAAUAAUCUCAGGGGGUUUGUUAUAAAGAGGAACCUGCGACUUGGCACCGCAGACCCCAUCUCUGUCCCUAUCUGUCUCUCUCUCUCUCUCUCUCUCUCUCUCUCUCUCUCUCUCUCUCUCUCUCUCUCUCUCUCUCUCUCUCUCUCUCUCUCUCUCUCUCUCUCUCUCUACAACAUUUCCAUGAGGUCAGAAAGGAUCGCCUGCGCUUUGCGUUGAAGCGCGUAUUGCGCUCUUCGGUUGAGGAGGCACUGCGGGUUCCUGCAUAAUCCGGGAGGUGUGCGUGUGUUUGCGUGCGUGUGUGUGUGUGGUGCUCUACCUGUGGACGGCAGAAUCACGGAAGGACACAUCGAGACGAGCGGGGCAACAGACAGUGCGCACACUGCGUUUCGGUUCGGGUCUUUUCUUUCCAGCAGGGUAUAUUUCGUGUCAACCUACCCGCUUGGAUUUGGGUGAGUAAAGGCUGAUAGCUCCGGGUAGAUCCAGCUCCGGGUCGAUCCAGCCCCGCGUAGAUCCAGCUUCAGCACCGCAGCGCAGGACAGCUCCCCCGUCUACCUCGUCGACGCUGGCUUUAUUCCUUCUCUCUCUCCGCGCGUCUGGAUGGACUCUGUUGGUCUCCCUUCCUCCUGAAACCCUCCACAUCUGGCUGUAACGAUGGCUUCUCAAGGUUUUUGGUCCCUCGGUGGGGAUAACGUACCGCCGAACACUGCCGGGAGUCAAAGCCCCAGCACGCCCAGGGCUUGGUGCCAAGCGGCUGCACAGAAAUUAUCCGGAGGUCUCGGCUCGAAAUUAUGUGCCCUGCUGAACGUGGCCGAGAUGGAGAAAACGUCCUCCGAGUUGCCCACCAAGCCGCAGGAGACCCCGGCGGCGCCGUGCGACUGCAAUAAGCCCUGCAACUGCCCGAAGGCCUCGGUCCGCUUCUCCGACCUCUACUCCACAGACCUCCUGCCCGCCUCGGACGGGGACGCUAAAACCAUGAGCUUCCUGCAGGAGGUGGUGGAUAUCUUACUGGCUUACAUCGUGGAGUCCUUCGACCGGGAAACCAAGGUGAUCGACUUCCACUACCCCAACGAGCUGAUGCAGAGGAACAACUGGGAGCUGCAGGACGAGCCCGAGUCCCUGGACGACAUCCUGGUCAGCUGCCGGGCCACCCUGAAGUACGCCAUUAAGACAGCCCACCCGCGCUACUUCAACCAGCUGUCCACCGGGCUGGACAUGGUGGGCCUGGCCGCGGACUGGCUCACCUCCACCGCCAACACUAACAUGUUCACCUACGAGGUGGCACCCGUGUUCGUGCUGCUCGAGUACGUCACGCUGAAGAAGAUGAGGGAGAUCAUUGGCUGGCAGGAUGGUAGCGGGGACGGCAUUUUUUCCCCCGGUGGCGCCAUUUCCAACAUGUACGCCAUGCUGCUGGCGCGCUUCAAGAUGUUCCCUGAAGUGAAGGAGAAAGGAAUGUCAUCCGUCCCUCGCCUGGCGGCCUUCACGUCUGAACAUAGUCAUUUCUCCAUUAAGAAAGGAGCAGCAGCUCUUGGCAUUGGAACAGAGAGCGUCAUCUGCGUUAAGGCUGACCAGACUGGGAAGAUGAUCCCAGCAGACCUGGAGAGGAAAAUCCUGGAGGCUAAACAGAAGGGCUUUGUGCCAUUCUUCGUGAGUGCGACCGCUGGUACUACAGUGUACGGAGCUUUCGACCCUCUCAUCGCCGUCUCGGACAUCUGCAAGAAGUACAAUGUCUGGUUUCACGUGGACGGCGCCUGGGGAGGCAGCCUGCUGAUGUCACGACGACAUAGGUGGAAGCUGGAUGGAGUCGAUAGGGCCAACUCAGUGACCUGGAACCCCCACAAGAUGAUGUCCGUCCCCCUGCAGUGUUCCGCUCUCCUGGUCAGAGAAGAGGGUCUGAUGCAAAACUGCAACCAGAUGCACGCCUGCUACCUGUUCCAGCAGGACAAGCACUACGACCUUUCCUACGACACCGGGGACAAGGCACUGCAGUGUGGCCGCCACGUCGACAUCUUCAAACUAUGGCUCAUGUGGAGGGCCAAGGGCACUAUCGGGUUCGAGUCUCAGAUAGACAAGUGCCUGGAGCUGUCGGAGUACCUGUACAACAAGAUCAAGGAUCGAGAAGGAUACGAGAUGGUCUUUGACGGGAAGCCCCAGCACACCAACGUUUGUUUCUGGUACCUGCCCCCGGGCAUGCGCCACAUAGUGGACAAGGAGGAGAAGAACAAGAGGCUACACAAGGUGGCGCCGGUGAUAAAGGCCAGGAUGAUGGAGUACGGCACCACCAUGGUGAGCUACCAGCCCCAGGGAGACAAGGUGAACUUCUUCAGGAUGGUCAUCUCCAACCCCGCCGCCACUUUCGAGGACAUCGACUUCCUCAUCGAGGAGAUCGAACGACUCGGCCAGGACCUAUAAAACCACCCACCCCAUCGUCACCGCCCCUCCUCCCCCGCACACACUUCUUGACGGAUGAAAUAUUUGUUGUGAAUGUACUGGUAAUCUAUUUAAAUUAUUAUAUAUUUUUCCUCAAAAGUCCCAUAUUUAAAAAGUAUAUUUAAGAGAAAAACAUAUAUAUAUAUAUAUAUAUAUAUAUAUAUAUAUAUAUAUAUAUAAACAUACAUAAAUUGCAUAUUGUCGUUUUUGACCUAGGUCACCUUGGUCUUAACCCCUGUAUACAAUGCUUCUGUCUGCCUUUACUAGUGUAGCGUAGUGUACGUGGCGUGAGUUUCUAUGUACUUACUGGUGAUAUGAAACGCUUGUGCAAUAGGUGGACGAGGAAGGGAUUGCGUUUUUUUUUAAUCCCUGCCGUUGGCCGCCAGACGUCGUUCGGUGCCAAAACGUGUUUGUUGUUUUGUUGUCUCUUAUUUAAUCGUUUGGAAAAGAGAAAAGCACUUCAGCGUACCUCAGCUCAGUCUACUGCCUUUGAAUCGGUGUCAAAAACGCUUUUUUAAAAACCUUUCGGGUUUCAAGGUAAAGUUUGGUUCUCAUGAAGAGUGAACUGUUGUUUCGAAAGGACAGUUAGACAGUUUCCAUUUAGAGGAGUUCCGCCCGACAAAUGGGCGGGAAGGGAGAUGAUGAGAAAAGUGCCUAAUUGUGAUGGAGAGGAACAGGAAAUACACAAAAACAAGGUACCAAUCAGUGUUUUUCUGUGUCUUUAGUCUAAACUCUAUAAGCAGGCAUGUCUGUUUGUGUGAAUCAGCAAACUGUCGACUGACAGAAUCGCAUGCAUAUUUCGGAUGGUGACUUUAGUAUUGCAGUGCUCAUUCAUUUGACCAAAUUCCUCUCUUUCUCAACUUUGUUUCCGAGAUAGGAUUUCAUGGCUUGUGACAGCCUCGAUAUUUUUAACUAGAUGUUAUAAAUAUGUAUAUUACGAAGUAUGACAUUGAUUUGAACCUACUUUAUUCCAGGUUAACGGCUAAAGCGCAUAUCAAACUCGUCCAAACAUAGUUGUGCAUUUAGCUUUGCUUGUCAAAUAGUUCUCAUGUUAGGUGUGUAACUAUGGCUUUGAUGUCAUUCAAACUGUAUAAUCAUCAGGAAAUACAUAGAACAAGAUAGAAAGGUUAUGCUUUCUGAUAGCCAGACUGCCAAGCAAACUCAAUAGAGAAAUGGAACAUAGCAAACCAUUAAAAAGGGUUGAGUCCCCUUUCUCGUCAUACUCCUACCCAUUCAGAUUCUGUAGAGUUUGCCUUUCCGACAGACUGGUGUUUCAACCAAUCAGAUGCCUGCCUCAGAAUUGAUGAGGUCUUAUUAUUCAUAGGUUUAAGACUAGAGGUUCCACAGGCUCUCAGCAAGCUUGGAGGUCUGGCUACAUGGGAAAAAAUUAGCUUAAAUAGAUUUAUUUUUCAUUGUUGAGGGCAGGGGAUGUAAAACUAAGCACUUAUGGAAAGAUUCAUUAUCUCAAUAACGGGGAUGGGGUGUGUGUACCAUGCAUCUACUGUAUACCUGACAUCACUUGCACUAAAACCCAAAGCUCUGUAGAAACAUCUACUAACGUCACAGAUAUCCAUUUUGUUUCUGCGUUCAGACAAUAGCAAUACUCAUAUAUAAUACAGCGGCGUACUGCUACCAGAUAUAUAUACCCGGAUAUACCAACAGAAACGGUGCAUUCAAGCAUACAGUAGAAGGACGAGACAGCAGCCCUUCAGCUGUCAGAUGAUGGGUCUCUUGGUAAGGACAGAGACGGCUUUGUGGCAGCAUCCUCAUUUAGACACAAGUUAGAAAAGCACAAUUUGCCCCACCGGACAGUCAGUGUACAAUCACUUGGAACCAUAGAUUGUAAAUAGAAUUUUAAGAUGUCCUAAUAACAUAUCUUUGUGUAUACAUAGGUGUAUAUAAGAUGUAUAAGCAGAGACUAUUUGUGAGGCAUAGUAAUUCAUAUUUUCUCAAUAAUAUAUAGAUUACCUGUAUUUUCAUCCUGUUUUAAAAAACUAAACACGCCUUGUGUGUCCCUGUCUCCAGACACGUGUGGCUAUGAUAUUGUGUUUCAGGGACUUGCUUCUUAAAAAACUUAAUAAUAAGAGAAAGUGAAUUCACCUGGAAAAAAGCUCACAGGCUCUUAAAGACACUGGAGACUGGAUUGCAAGUGAAUAUGCAAAGCCAAUCCGGAGCCCUGUGUGUGUUCUUUUUGUGCACAUGUGAUGAUUUGAAAGUGUGUGCCAAUGUGAACCUUAGUGUAUUUGUAAUUGUUGUUGCCUUAGUAUUACUUGCCAGUAUUGUCUGUUUUCUGCUCAGAGGUUGUGCACUUUAAAUGUAAAACAAAACACAACCUGCUAAUGUGCGACGUCUAAUGGUUGUUCAAAGGUGGAUGUUUGGAUUUAACAGAAAAAUACGAAAUGAUGUAAGCGCAAAUCCGUGCUCUGAAUGUGCUCCUAUGGGUAUUUAGACAUGACCAUUUUGGGGAUUGAUUGAAAAAACACAUGCUUUUGUUGUUCUUUAUGGCUUUGUAGUUUGGCCACAUUGUUCCAAUGGUUGUUUUUCCACCACCACAAAGUUUAACCUAGAAUUAUAACUUGUAAAACCUGUUUUCCGAAAUGGCCUUAAUAUGUGUUGGCUAUAUCUACAUAAUUUGAUUUUCUGAAACAUUUGUCGGAGUCGUGAACCAGACAACAUCGGUCUCGUUUGAGUGUCAGAGGAUCCUGUUUUUCUGACUGCUGCUGCUGCUAAAGUCGCUUCCUUUGCACGUGCAUGCGAUGCCUUGCCUUUCCAGCUUUUGUGCUCUGACACCUCCUUUAUAUAUAUAUAUAUAUAUAUAUAAAAAUAUAUCUCUCUAUAUCUAUACGUCUACAAUAUAUAAACACUGUCUAUGUAGCUUCUUGUACUCACCUCAACGUCCUAUCAAUAGCUUGUCGCUUGUAGCUUAGAGCUAAUGUCGCUAUGGCCUUUAUCCUGUGAUAACGUGGUGUGUGUUCCUAUGGCUGUAAACCGUCUAAAGCAUGCUAACCCCGCCUCAGCUGUACAACGUAUGAACCUUCUCCCGCGCUAUAUCCGACCCUUAAACUCCUCUCUCUCUCUCUCUUUCUCUCUUCUGCUUGACGUCUGUCGCUGCUGCUCUAUGUGUGAAAUACUAUAUAAUCUACUACUCUGUGUCGUAUAAUCCCUGUUGCAUGUUCUCUUCUCUUUCCUGCUCCGUGCGUACGCGAGGUACGCAACUCUUUCGCUUCUCUUUCUCGUAACGGCGUCACCUUUCCGACCGUUUAUUAUAGGCCUGCUCGCCGCCGCUCUGCGCAUGGCGCGUCUGCCUCAACGCCGAUGUUGUCUGGUGUCACGUCAUCCGAAACAACACUCUUUUUUUCCGGAAGCCGUUCAUGUGGUGGGCUUUGGGAUGAGAGUCUGAUUCCCCAGGUUUAAUAUAUACGUAACGGCUGACAGCACAGGCCGUCAGGUCAGGUUUAAUGACGUUCUCUGAAUCACUCGUGCACCUUGUCUGCGAUAUGGUGAAAUUAAGGGUCACGUGUUCUGCAAUACUGUACGUGUAAGUUUAUCCUUAACAUUCAGUUGUCCUGAUCUAUAUGUUGCCAAAUACAUGUAUGUACUACAAAUAAAUAUUAAUGCCAAACAA